CGUUGUUUCGGUGCAAAUUUCAAAUGCACUCGACAAACGAACGGGUAGUCGGGAAACUGCAGCUAGACUGACCCUAAACUAAUUAUACUGGUUUUGUGCGGAAAGAUUGGUUGCACCUAAACGACGAUUGUUUUAAAACAUUUCAGUUGUCUGCGGUGGCGAAAUGAGAGUGAGUGAAGUCCAUGCCGCAGAAUCUGUUGCCUACCUGAACAGAGCCCUGGUCAGGUUGCAGGAUAUCUGGGAGGAGAUUGGGAUUCCUGAAGAGCAGCGCCUGCAAAGAACCAAUGAUGUUCACAAGCACAUUAAAGGCUUGCUGGACCUCAUGAUUGCUGAGGAAGAGGAGCUCAAGAAGCGAGUAUUGAAAAGCAUAGAGUCUUGUCGCAAGGAACUCAGUAUUUUGUGUAGUGAGCUUCAGAUGCCCCCUUUUGAGGAGGAGGAUGGCUGCAGCAUGUUGCAGAUGGAGAAGAACAGCCGCACACGUCUGGAGGUGAUGAAGGAGCAAAAAAAGCAAAGAAUGGAGGAGCUUAAAAGCCUCGUUGGCAAAGACAGAGAGCUGUGUGAUAUUAUGUGCACUACCCCCUUUUGCAUCGAUCAAGACUCCGUACCGUCACUGACACAGCUAGAGAGUUUUCGGGCCUACCUCAAUGAUCUCACCAAAGAGAAGGAAUGUCGCCAUGAGGAAUUUGUGAGCAUCAAAAAGGAGAUCAGUGCAUGCAUGGAUGAUCUGGAGCAGCAGCCAGAGACCAGUUUUGAGAUGGAUGUGAUGUGUGAGGACGAGGAGGCAUUUUGUCUGUCGAAUGACAACAUUGCUGCCCUUAAACUCCUCCUUAGACAAUUAAAAGACCGCAAAGCUGAGAAGGAGCUCCUUUGUUCAGGUUACCGCACUAAGAUCCAAGAGCUGUGGGAGCGGCUUCAGAUUCCCCAAGAGGACAGGGAAGCCUUCUCAGAGCAUAUGAUCAAGUCAAAGAAGAGAAACAUUGAGGCACUCCAGGCUGAGGUCCAGCGUCUAGAGGUGCUGAAAAUGCAGAGCAUGCAAAGUGUCAUUGAGGCCAUCAGAGCAGAGAUUGCCCGCCUGUGGGAGAAAUGUUUCUACAGCCCCGAACAGCAGGAAGCUUUUGUUCCAUAUCACGAUGAUGAUUUCACAGAGGAGCUUCUCAAUCUGCACGAGGCUGAGGUCUCAACCUUGAAGAAAUGCUACGAGGACCACAAAGAUCUGUUUGAAGGAGUCACUAAAUGGCAGGACAACUGGAGCUUGUACUUAGAGCUUGAUAAAAAGGCUAAUGACCCUUCAAGGUUCAACAACAGAGGUGGGAACCUUCUGAAAGAAGAAAAGCAGAGAAGUGACCUGCAGAAAAGUUUGCCUAAGUUGGAAAAGAGUCUGAAGGCCCAAAUCGAUGCUUGGGAGCAGGAGCAUGGCAAGGAUUUCUUGGUGAAUGGACAGAAAUUUCUUGAGUAUGUGCAACAGCAGUGGGAUCAACAUCACAAUGAAAAGGAGAAGGAGAAACUUGAAAGGCACAUGAAGAAAACUAAGCAGAUACAGGAGGAAAUGCUGUAUGGAACAACAGUGAAAACACCAUCUAAAAGGAGGCUAGGAGGGACUCCCACUCCUGGAAAAAUUAAAAGGCUUAAUGGCACCUCGACUAUCUCCACUCCAACCAGCUUUCUGUGCUCAGGCCUCGGUGGCACCAUGUGCCAUUCUUCCACCCAGAAACCACCGCUGUCUGCUAUCAAGGGUCUUGGCCUGCGAACCCCUGGACAUGGAAAGACACCGCGUGUGCUAGACCGAAACAAGGAAAAUAUCUCCCACCUUAAUAGAAACACUCCAAGUGGCACACCGUUAAGGUCUCAGGAUACUCAAGAUCACACCUUCACCUUUAACUCUAUUGCUGGCUCCUAUUCGGAAUUUGCGAGGGACCUCUCGAAGGCUUCUAAAGCAAAUGUGAAGUCAGGACUGCUGAACUCCACUGUUGGUCAUCAGUGAUGCUUCAAAGGAGCGGCUCUGGCACAGAGGGUCACUCACCUCAAUGGUAGUUUGGUGUAGUUUUCACACAAUGGACAAGAGGGAACAAAAAAAUGUAAAUAUUUUGAUCUGUGUGAACAUUUUUCCAUUGUUCCCCUGCUGUAUGCAUCUCUCUGGCCUUCUGAUUCUUGUGCCACAGCUGUUGUGGCUUUUUAUUUGAUCAUUUUUAUUUAGGUGCGUUUAAGUGAAGCGUUACUUGCAAUCUAGAGCACUACUUUGUUUCACUAAUGUGAAAAUUGGACACGACUUUCUUCUUCCAGCUGGAAUGACAGCUAAACUUUUUCUCCAGAAACCAAAUGUCAGGUGAUUUUAGUCUUUUUCUUAACCUGUAAAUAAACGUUUUGAAAGCAGA
Molecule: messenger RNA, 2372 nt
Organism: Archocentrus centrarchus (flier cichlid)
Lineage: Eukaryota; Metazoa; Chordata; Actinopteri; Cichliformes; Cichlidae
Product: protein regulator of cytokinesis 1-like
Exons: 14
Coding region: 164-1981 (605 amino acids)
Biological process (GO): microtubule cytoskeleton organization; mitotic spindle midzone assembly
Cellular component (GO): mitotic spindle midzone; cytoplasm; spindle
Molecular function (GO): microtubule binding
Source: RefSeq, a predicted model, not a curated record